CAUCGGUGACAUCAGUUUCCGAAAAUCACUGCCCUCGUGCGUAACAAAGUCCGAUCGGUCCUGGUUGUACGAGCUGAGUUCGUGUUCGAGUGCAAAAAACGGCAAAAACAAUCCAAAUGUCGGUGCUUAUGCAGGCCAAAAAAUAGAAUCUUGGAAAAGCGAUCCGCGUAGAAGUGAUAAAGAGUGGGGUGCUGAACAGCAAAGCAAAAGGUGUGUAGGAAAGCCAGUCUAAACAAAAUCAUUGUCUUCUUGUGUAAGGGAAGUGCCUUUUUUGAAAAACGUGGAAAAAGAGAAAAAAUACUCACCGCUAGCCAGGCUAGCUACGAUUUCCAUUCCCGUUGCAUCGUUGCGUCAGCUCACUGAAAAGAGCUGAAAAGUAAAUAAAAUUUGUGACACUUGAGUAAGGUGCUUGUGGAAGUGUUGAACUGCGUUCCGAGUUCCAGUGAAAAUUUCGGUGAAUGUGCUUAGGAAGUUAAUCCGGAUGAAGAUGUCAAGAUUAGUGCUCGCCAGAAAAUGCAUUGAAGCAAUAGGAGGAGCCUUCGGUGGUAACACCGGCGGAGCGUCUCUGGUUACACAAUACUGUCGGUCGCUGUCGACGCAAGCUGGAAAGGUCCACCAGACGACGGGUGGAGUGGACCAGCAGCCGGCAGAUCCGGAAGCGGUUCAUGCUGAUUUGCACCAACGAUUGACCAGUCUGUUCGAGGAGGAAACAAAUCGCAAUCUCAUUGUGCCACCGUUCAAGCGGGCGCUGCUCUAUGGGGAGAAAUCCGCCGUCCGGGAUCACACCGGAGAUUACAGCUUCAUACAGAUCUACGAGGCUGUGAAGCGAUUGGCCUUGCAGAUUUCCAACUGCUGCGGAAGCGCAUCACAAUCACGAGUAGCAUUUAUCUGUCCCAACAAUGCAACAUACGUAAUCAGCCAAUGGGCAUGUUGGUUUUCCGGACAAAUUGCUGUCCCACUGAAUCCAAAAUAUCCACAAGACUUACUCGAGUAUUAUAUUAAAGAUUCCGACGCUUCAUUACUUAUUUCGACACCCGAAUUCCAGAACAUUGCCCAGCCUCUGGCAACUAAGUUGGACAGGAAAUUGCUUCUGGUACAUCAUGAUUUGCUGAAGAGCGAAGCCAAGCAACCUGGAGAAGAAGACACAUCUUAUCUGGAUCCUAAACGAGAAAAUUUGCUGCAACUCAACGACAGUCUGGUGGUUGAAGGCUGCCUGAAUGGAGAAUUUUAUCGAGAUGGCAACGCCAUGAUAUUGUACACCUCUGGAACGACUGGCAAACCAAAAGGUGUCGUACUCAGUUAUGCCAACAUAGAUGCACAAUUUAAUUCAUUAUCACAUGCUUGGCAAGUGAAGGGAAACGACUCCGUACUUCAUGCGCUUCCUCUGAACCACGUCCAUGGAACCGUCGUUGCAUUGAAUUUGCCUUUGUCCGUUGGAGCUAAAUGUGUCAUGCUGCCCAAGUUCGAUAGCAGUAGUGUAUGGAGCUACAUACUGAAUGUCAACAUGACGAGCAAGGAACGGGUCAACAUGAUUAUGGGUGUUCCAACGAUGUAUGGGUUACUUAUCAAAGAAUACGACAACGUAUUCGAGAAGAAUGCUCGAAUGGUUGACUACGUGAAGACUCAUUGUAAAAACAAGAUCAAAUUGAUGAUUUCCGGUUCGGCCCCUUUACCUGGCACAAUUUUCAACAGAUGGUAUGAAAUCAGUGGUCAUAACUUGCUGGAACGCUAUGGAAUGACAGAAAUUGGUAUGGCUGUUUCGAAUCCACUUAUCCAAGACAAUACGCGGGUACGCAAACAAGGAUGCGUUGGAAUGCCUUUGCCAGGCGUAAGCGUUAAAAUCGUCGAUAAAGAACACAACAAGGAGCUGCUCCUUGAAGGAAAGGCAAAUGAGGGGUAUUGGAACACGGCUACAGAUGCGAACGUGGUAGGCUCCAUCGAACAUCAAAGUAUUGCUGGAAAUAUCUACGUAAAAGGCCGUUCUGUAUUUAGUGAAUACUGGCAAAAACCAGAAGAAACAAAAGCUGAAUUUGAAAAUGGAUGGUUCAAAACUGGCGAUACCGCAGAAUACAGUGAAGGAACCAUCAAGAUCCUCGGACGAACAUCUGUCGAUAUUAUCAAAUCUGGCGGUUUCAAACUAUCUGCAUUGGAAAUCGAAACCGCUAUCCACGAACAUCCACAAACAACAGACGUCGCUGUGAUUGGACUUCCAGAUGAGACCUGGGGAUCCAAAGUGGUCGCCGUAAUCAGUGUCAAAGAUCCCGAAACGUUCAGCAUUCCUCGAUUGUUAGUAUGGCUCGAACAGAAGCUGCCGAAACAGGCGAUUCCCAAGGAAGUGAAGCUGAUUUCCGAGGUUCCCAGGAACGCCAUGGGUAAGAUCAAUAAGAAGGAACUGAUCCAAACAUUAAAUGCCGACGAACAGCAAAAUCAGGAGAAAGUCGUGAAGUAAGUUGGGACGUAUCAUGUUUAUGUUUUUUUUUGUUCUAUUAAUACUUAGUUCUGUGUAAUAUCACAACAUUGCUCACCGUAACAGGCGAGAAAUGGUAUAUUAUAAGAUCAUGGGAUAAGUAACAGCUAGUCAUCGAUGUUAGACUGUGUCACGCGAAUGAACUAGAUUAGCUAUGUGUCAUGAUUAAAGACUUAUCAAUAGCAGGGUCAAACUUGCAUAAAUAUUUACGAGAAGCACAUGCUAAUAUCUAAAAACAUUCUAUCUAACAAUCGUUGUAAGCAUUUUUUUGUAGCUUACUCUAUUUAAUGUUAGCCGAAAAGCUACGAUAAAUACAAUUCGAAAUAUUCACUGACAA
This is a messenger RNA of Armigeres subalbatus, 2804 nucleotides long. RefSeq names its product malonate--CoA ligase ACSF3, mitochondrial (gene Acsf3). NCBI's taxonomy places the organism in Eukaryota, Metazoa, Arthropoda, Insecta, Diptera, Culicidae. Gene Ontology annotation, molecular function: medium-chain fatty acid-CoA ligase activity. The transcript has 3 exons. Bases 482 to 2449 code for a protein of 655 amino acids. The record is from RefSeq and is a predicted model, not a curated record. Gene Ontology annotation, biological process: fatty acid metabolic process.